GAUGGGCAGCGCGGGGCGCGGGGGCCCGAGGCGGGGCGCUGCCCGGCCGCCUUUCCGGGCCCGCGGCUUCCUCCGGGCCGCCCCGCCCCGGCCCGCGCCCGCGCCCCAGCUGGCCGGGCAGCGCGUCCCCGCGUGCCCGCGUCCCGGAGCCGGCGCGCGCGGCAGGGUGGACGCCCACCCCCGGAGACCUGGAUUGUCGGCGCCGGGAGGAAGGAUGCAGCGUGGCCCCCUCCAGGACGGCUGCCCCGCAAGGAUGGCCCUGGCCGCCACUCUGGGGGCUCUGUGGUUCUGCCUCACAGGCGCAGUGCACGUCCAGGUCCCUGAAGACCCCGUGGUGGCCCUCGUGGGCACCGAUGCCACCCUGCUCUGCUCCUUCUCCCCCGAGCCCGGCUUCAGCCUGGACCAGCUCAGCCUCACCUGGCAGCUGACGGACACCAAGCAGCUGGUGCACAGCUUUGCUGAGGGCCGGGACCAGGGCAGCGCCUAUGCCAACCGCACGACGCUCUUCCCAGACCUGCUGGCCCAGGGCAACGCGUCCCUGAGGCUGCAGCGCGUGCGGGUGGCCGACGAGGGCAGCUUCACCUGUUUCGUGAGCAUCGGCGACGUUGGUAGCGCGGCUGUCAACCUGCUGGUGGCAGCGCCCUACUCCAAGCCCAGCAUGAGCCUGGAGCCCAGCAAGGAGCUGCGUCCGGGGAACACGGUGACCAUCACAUGCACCAGCUCGCGCGGCUACCCCGAGGCCGAGGUGCUGUGGCAGGACGGGCGCGGCGUGGCGCUGAGCGGCAACGUGAGCACGUCGCAGACGGCGGACACACAGGGCCUGUUCGAGGUGCGCAGCAAGCUGAGCGUGGUGCUGGGUGCUGGCAGCGGCCCCUACAGCUGCCGCGUGCGCAACCCGGUGCUGCGGCAGGACGCGCUUGGCUCCAUCACCGUCACGCCCCCCAGGGGCCCCCCAGGCGCAGUGGACGUUCAGGUCCCUGAAGACCCCGUGGUGGCCCUCGUGGGCACCGAUGCCACCCUGCUCUGCUCCUUCUCCCCCGAGCCCGGCUUCAGCCUGGACCAGCUCAGCCUCAUCUGGCAGCUGACGGACACCAAGCAGCUGGUGCACAGCUUUGCUGAGGGCCGGGACCAGGGCAGCUCCUAUGCCAACCGCACGGCGCUCUUCCCAGACCUGCUGGCCCAGGGCAACGCAUCCCUGAGGCUGCAACGUGUGCGGGUGGCCGAUGAGGGCAGCUUCACCUGUUUCGUGAGCGUCCGGGAUUUCGGCAGCGCGGCUGUCAGCCUGCUGGUGGCAGCGCCCUACUCCAAGCCCAGCAUGAGCCUGGAGCCCAGCAAGGAGCUGCGUCCGGGGAUCACAGUGAACAUCACUUGCACCAGCUCGCACGGCUACCCCGAGGCCGAGGUGCUAUGGCAGGACGAGCGCGGCGUGGCGCUGAGCGGCAGCGUGAGCACGUCGCAGACGGCGGACACACAGGGCCUGUUCGAGGUGCGCAGCGAGCUGAGUGUGGUGCUGGGUGCCGGCGGCACCUACAGCUGCCGCGUGCGCAACCCGGUACUGGGGCAAGACGCGCUUGGCUCCAUCACCGUCACAGGGCAGCCCAUGACGUUCCCCCCCGAGGCGCUGUGGGUGACCGUGGGCCUCUCGGUCUGCCUCGUGCUGCUGCUGGUGGCCCUGGCCUUCGUGUGCUGGAGGAAGAUCAAGCAGAGCUGUGAGGAGGAGAACGCAGGGGCAGAGGACCCCGAUGGGGAUGGAGGAUCCAAGACAGCCCUCCGGCCUCUGAAGCACAAGGAAAGCAAAGAAGAUGAAGGACAAGAAUUAGCCUGACCGCUGGGCGGGGAGCUGCUGUCCAACCCGGGGCGUCCACCUCUCUCUGCACUGGGGCCUCUGUGACGCUCUGGGCCUCGGGCUGCCCCGGCGCCCGUAGAUGGGCCCACGCCGGCAGGUCUGCUCACUCUCCAGGAGAUGCCAUAUGCAGACUGCCCCGCAGCCUUAUUUCUCCAGAGUCAAUCAUCCGCUGCCUUAGUUCUCGUGGAUCAAUUCAGACCACCCGCUGCCUGGUUUCUCCAAUGGACACAUUUUACAUGGACCUCUGGCUCCAAAGACACGACCCCCUGCAACCACCCCCUUCUUCCCUCUGUUUCUGUGGGCCCUGGCGAGCUCGAGGUCAGGAAGAGGCCGGUAACCCCCUCCUGAGACACGGCUCCUGUGGGCCCCUGGGCGGGGGGCCCUCCCCAGGCACAAAGCCCUGCGGGUGUGUGCGGGAACUUGCACGGCGCUUCCAGCCUAACCCAGUCUCUCCCAGGGUGCUCUGACUGUGCCCAGUGAGCCCUGCCUCGACACAGCCCUCCCCGGGGAAGUGCGUGCUGGUUCAUGCUGCUCCCCGGGCUCUUCUGCCCUCUUCCUGUCCACUCACAUGCGAUUCACGCAGCAGCCUGGUGGUGGCAGCAUUGGGUUAUGUGCUGGCCCCCCACUCUAUCCGCCACCAGUCCACCGGGAGCCCCUGGGAACUGAACCUCCUGCUGUGGCCUGCUGCCCCCACCGGUGCCUCCCCCUCUGUGCCCACCCAGCCCCCGGACACCUGACUCUUUCCCUUACACGGAGCCGAGGGCCUAGGGCAGAAACACACCAAGAGGGGGGCGCCUCACCCAGCCUCUGACGUUCUGGCCAUCCUCAAAGUUCCCCUGGGGCGCCACAGGCCUGAGGCCAGACCCUGGAGAAUCUGGUCUGGAGCCUGGGGAUGGGACUGAGGGCACACCCCCCCCCAACCGCCCCACGAUGGUGCUAUUCUGGGGCACGCACCCCCGUGCCUCCCUCUAAUCAUCUCACCUGGGUCUCCCCGCGCCCGGGGUCUAGGAGAUGUGGGACUGUCUAAUUUAAGUGUGGGACUCUAGGACUUUGGUUAAAGGGGGAAAUCUGGGGGAAA
This is a messenger RNA of Sorex fumeus (smoky shrew), 2924 nucleotides long. RefSeq names its product CD276 molecule (gene CD276). The record is from RefSeq and is a predicted model, not a curated record. Bases 2 to 1825 code for a protein of 607 amino acids. The transcript is spliced from 10 exons. Lineage: Eukaryota; Metazoa; Chordata; Mammalia; Eulipotyphla; Soricidae.